Xyrauchen texanus (razorback sucker) is the source of this 1843-nucleotide messenger RNA. RefSeq names its product secernin 2 (gene scrn2). The transcript is spliced from 8 exons. Bases 102 to 1349 code for a protein of 415 amino acids. The record is from RefSeq and is a predicted model, not a curated record. Gene Ontology annotation, molecular function: dipeptidase activity; cysteine-type exopeptidase activity. Gene Ontology annotation, biological process: proteolysis. Lineage: Eukaryota; Metazoa; Chordata; Actinopteri; Cypriniformes; Catostomidae.
GUUUAUUGUGGGAAGGGGACUUUUCUUUUGAAGUGUAGCAGGUUGCUCAACCUCAGCCCUGCCUCUUAAAGUCUUGCAGACAGAUCUGGAGCUUAUAAAGGAUGGCUGAACCACCUCGGUCAUGUGAUUGUUUUGUAUCUCUGCCUCCGGGUUCAAAAGAAGAUUAUGUGAUAUUUGGUAAGAACUCUGACCGCCCGAGAGAUGAGGUACAGGAGGUGGUGUAUUACCCUGCGAAUUCACAUGCUUCUGGGUCUAGAGUCCAGUGCACAUACAUUUCCAUCCCUCAAGUAGAGCACACCCUUGCAGUUGUACUGAGCAGACCUGCAUGGCUCUGGGGGGCUGAGAUGGGGGCUAAUGAACACGGGGUGUGUAUUGGAAAUGAGGCAGUUUGGACCAAGGAGCCCGUGAGUCCAGAAGAAGCUCUACUUGGAAUGGACCUGGUUCGGCUGGGUCUUGAGCGGGGGGUCAGCGCGUGGGCCGCUCUGAAUAUCAUCACAGGCCUACUGGGGCAGCACGGUCAGGGCGGAGCCUGCAGGGAGACCACCGAACCCUUUAGUUACCAUAACACCUUCUUACUGGUGGACCGACAGGAAGCUUGGGUCCUAGAGACUGCUGGGAAACUGUGGGCUGCACAGAAAGUCACAGAGGGAGUCAAGAACAUUUCUAACCAGCUGACGAUAGGCACAGAGAUCUCUGCAGAGCAUCCGGAGCUACGCAGUGUGGCUCAGUCUCAGGGCUGGUGGAGUGGUGAGGGGGAGUUCAGCUUCACUGCUGUCUUCAGCCCUGACAAUCCCCCUGCUAGGAUGGAACUGGCGAAGCAGCGCUAUGAGGGUGGCACAGCCCUGCUCCAAGAAUGUGACGGCUCUGUGACUGCAGAGGUGAUGAUGAGCAUCCUGAGGGACAAGGGCAGUGUGAUCUGUAUGGACUCCGAGGGCUUCCGUACCACAGGCAGCAUGGUGUCAAUCCUUCCACGCAACCCAGACGUGCCCUGCGUUCACUUCCUCACUGCCACACCCGACCCCUCCAGGUCUGUAUUCAAGCCUUUCAUCUUCUCGGAGAGCAUGAGGCCCGUCAGCAUGGUGAUGUCACCACAGUAUGGGCCUGAUGAUCCUGUCAGGACGCAGCCUCGAUUCCAGCACCAGGUGGACCGCAAACAUGAGCUGUACAAAGCCCACCAGAGUGCCGUAAGCAAUCCUGAUGCUGGAGGCUCUCUACAGGAGACUAUGAGACACCUGGAGUAUCAAUGUCUUGAGGAGAUAGAGGCCAUGCUUAGGGGAGAGAUACAGGGCCAGGAGCUCGGUGACCUGUUCUUCGACUGCGUGGACGCAGAGAUCAAAUUCUACCAGUGAGACAGAGAAGAUAAACUCUCAGUUAAACAUGCAGCAUAUUGGGAACCAUGUUCCUGCCUGAUCUGAUCUCUGACUUCAGUCUUUUUCUGUCUGAUAUUGCCUGUAACUUGUGGCUGUUUUGCAGUUUGUCAUUGCGAAUGUCGGUAGUGCUUUCUGAUCUGCCUGGAGAGAGAGAGAGAGAUAGAGAGACAGUCCUGAGUGCACAGGUUCCUGCCUGCUCAAAUCCUGCUCUCCUAGUCACCUGACGCCAUGCCAAACUAAUUGUGAUAUCCAUGCCACACUAACUGUACAUUUUGAAGACAUGCUAGAUGUUCAUUUGAGUAAUUGUCACACAGUGCACUCAUAUAUGCAUAACAUUAACCAGUUAGAUUACGAAAGCAUGUAUAUGUAGAUGUGUGAGAGAAGAGAUGUUAGUGAAAUUCCAUUCAGUCAUUCCAGUAAGUAAAAGGGAUCAGCUACCAGACUGACCCUCUGAGGAGAAAUACAAUAAAAUG